Messenger RNA from Candidula unifasciata, 1812 nucleotides. Lineage: Eukaryota; Metazoa; Mollusca; Gastropoda; Stylommatophora; Geomitridae. The record is from the annotation of a GenBank genome assembly.
AUGUCAACUCCAGAGGGCGCCUGUCACACCCGCAGUGGUGCCCAGCGUCUGCUGCAAGCAGGGCAGGCAGCAGCAUCGUCACCAUCACCAAGCUGCCUUAGUGAAUUGUUCAAUCCCGGCGUUGUCGACUGGAAGAAGCGGGUCAAGGCUGAGUACACUAGGCUGUGCUUUCUGCACAAGGACAAGCGAGCAGACGAAGUUAAAAAUGCCUUUUCUGCAAACAGACUGGAAAUUGAGCAGGAACUGGAGAAAGAGAAGGAAUGGCUAGCGAAGCAGUCGGUACAGAAACUGAUGGUGCCAGAAAUCUUACCAGGCAGAUCUGCCAAAAAGUGUGAAGUGGUCAGUGGCAUGGGGUUUCCGACGCAAUCUGGCCCACUGAAGAUUGUGAUGCCGGUCAAGUCUAUUCCGACAAUGUACAGUUGGGCACCUGUGCAGCAGAACUUUAUGGUAGAAGACGAAACUGUCCUUCAUAACAUUCCAUAUAUGGGCGAUGAGCUUCUGGACCAAGACACCUCCUUCAUUGAAGAGCUCCUCAAAAACUAUGAAGGUCGUGUGCAUGGAGAGAGGAAUUCUGGGAUAGGAGAUGACAUAUUUCUGGAGCUGGUGAAUUCGGUAGCCUCUCAGUACAAAGCUGAAAAUGGAGAAGAUGACAAGGUAAAGGUGAAGAGGGAAGUGCUGGAUGGUGGCAAAGUGGAAUUCUUGGAUGUGGCUGAAAUUCCAGUGGAGGUGUUUGAAGCCAUCUGUGCUGCCUUCCCAGAUCAGGGUGGAACUGUGGAGGAGCUUCAGGACAAGUACAAGGAACUUGUGGAGUCCCAGAAGGCUAGUGGACAAGAGGCACCAGCUGAGUGCACUCCAAACAUUGAUGGGCCCAAAGCUCAGUCGGUGCCCAGGGAACAGACCAUGCACUCGUUCCACACACUGUUUUGCAGACGCUGUUUUAAAUAUGACUGUUUUCUACACCCCUACCACCCCACCCCCAGCAUGCUGUCCAGGAAGAUUCCAGAGAAGAAACAGAAGACUGAAGCUUGUGGGCCUGAUUGCUUCCUUCAUAUUCAAGGAAUGAAGGAUAGUCGUACAACAGGGGAGAAGGACAACAAAGAUCAUCAAAAAGACUCAACCAGGACUUCACCACCUCGUUCAGAGACCAACUGGAGGAAGAGAAAAGCUGUUAACGGAGGGAGUGUACCCAGUAGUGACAACAGUGAGGAGAGCAACAACGCUGAUGAUAUAGACAUCAAGUUUCCACCCCGGACGAGCCCAACGGCUGAAGACUGGACUGGAGCAGAGGAGUCGUUGCUGCGGGUAUUGGCAGAUGUCUAUCGCAGCAACUACUGUUCUAUAGCCUGUCUGAUUGGUACCAAAACUUGCCAGCAGGUUUACCGUUUUGCUGUUAAAGAAGAGGCUCACAUUCCUGAUGUCAAUGAGGACCUGGCUACAACACCCCCAAGGAAGAAGAAAAAGAAGCAGAGGUUAUGGUCCAUGCACUGCCGCAAGAUUCAGCUGAAGAAAGAUGGCUCCACGAAGACGGUUUACAACUACCAGCCGUGUGAUCACCCAGGGCAGCGCUGCGACGAGACGUGCCCAUGCAUCAUGGCGCAGAACUUUUGUGAGAAGUUUUGCCAGUGCAGCUUUGAUUGUCAGAACAGAUUCCCAGGCUGUAGGUGUAAGGCUCAGUGCAACACCAAGCUGUGCCCUUGCUUCCUGGCUGUCCGGGAGUGUGACCCAGAUCUCUGCCAGACUUGUGGGGCAGAUCAGUUUGACACUCCUAAAAUUUCCUGCAAGAACGUCAGUGUUCAGAGAGGUCUCAGAAAG